This is a messenger RNA of Ruditapes philippinarum (Manila clam), 5492 nucleotides long. Its product is annotated as PDZ domain-containing protein GIPC1-like. Bases 147 to 1184 code for a protein of 345 amino acids. The record is from RefSeq and is a predicted model, not a curated record. Lineage: Eukaryota; Metazoa; Mollusca; Bivalvia; Venerida; Veneridae. Gene Ontology annotation, molecular function: protein binding. The transcript has 5 exons.
AUAAGGACUCAACUUCCGUGUUGACAGCAAAUUACGCUCUAUGAAAAUUACAGGUGUAUUGUUGACAGGUAAUAAAUACCAAAUAUUCCCAAUAAGAUCGGAACAAAAAUUGUCGGUAUCAUUUUUAAAAACAGAAAUCAUUCAAUAUGCCUUUAUUUGGCGGAAAAAAGAACAAAAAUAAGGACAGUUUAACAGAAAACCAGCAAAAUUUGAAUGCUGGCUCGCCGACACGCCCCAGAGAUGAUCCACCUUCAUCUAAUGGCACCGCUAAAAAUGAAGUGGUACAGAAAAAUGAGACACCACCUCCUCAACCUAGACCAAAAUUAGUGUUUCAUUGUCAACAGGCACAUGGUAGUCCUACGGGGAUUAUCUCUGGAUUUACAAAUGUGAAAGAACUAUACCAGAAAAUAGCUGACUGUUAUGAUAUGAAUGUUGAGGAUAUAUUAUUUUGCACUCUAAAUACACACAAGAUAGAUAUGACCAAAUUAUUGGGCGGACAAAUCGGUCUAGAAGAUUUUAUAUUCGCACAUGUAAAAGGCCAGCCAAAGGAAGUAGAAGUAACAAAAUCAGAAGAUGCUUUAGGACUAACAAUAACUGACAAUGGUGCAGGCUAUGCCUUUAUUAAACGUAUUAAAGAAGGAAGUAUUAUGGACACAACCCCUUUAAUAGCCGUUGGAGAUCAUAUAGAAAAAAUUGAUGGAAAAAGUUUAGUGGGUUGUCGGCAUUUUGAAGUUGCGAGAAUGUUAAAGGAAAUUUCAAAGGGACAAACAUUCACUAUCAGGACUGUUGAGCCGCUUAAAUCAGGUUUUUCAUUUGUUGGUCAAGCAACUGGGAAAAAAGGUAGUAGCAGUUUGGGAACCGGGAAACAGACACUACGAAUCAGUUCUAAAGGUCAAGCUAAAGUUGAAGAGGCUGAAGAGAUUGUCAGCACAGCAACAGACAAGAUAAAUGGUUUACUGGAAUCCUUCAUGGGUAUCAAUGAUACAGAUCUAGCACAACAGAUAUGGGAAGCUGGCCGAGAAAAAGAUAACCCACACGAUUUUGCAGUUGUGAUCGACACUUCUGAUUUAGCUGAUUUCGGUUUUACGGAUGACUUUGUAUUUGACCUUUGGGGUGCUAUAUCAGAUGCAAAGUCUGGCAGGCUGACCAAACCGGAUAUUCAAGAGUUUAAUGAACAGUUUUAAGAUAAUCAUGUAUCAUCUGUUUUGUGCCAAUGUGAUGUUUUGAUGUAAUAGUGUAAAUGUUAAUGACUGGUCAUUUAGGUCAUACUUGAUUUUAUUUUUAUCAGAAAAAGAUUUUCAUCACUAUGGUUACAAGACACUAUAGUACAUCAUAAUUAUAGCGCGGUUCAAAAUUCAUCUUGCAAAUUUGCAGCAUAAAGAAACUGGCCAGUUUUAUGCCAGAUAUGAUUUUAUUUUUGUUUAAUGAUUUUAUAUACUGCUCAAAGAAAGAAGAAUCAUACAGUUUUUUCUUACAGCUUUUAAGAAAUUUUUGCCAAACAGAAAAUGCAUUACAAGUGGUAUGAACUACUUAGUGACUAACUUAUGUUUUACAUUGGAUAAGGAUUGCCAAAUUCUAAAUGAAAAUGCAUUUUUUCUGCAUAGAAGUAUUGAUAUUUGAUAACAUUUUUAAAGUAAAAAUCAAAAUAUAUCAAAAUAUUUUAAGUGUGCUUGUAAGUAAAUGGUAUAUGACAACUAGAAAAUGUUACGCUCUAUAUUCUAGAAUUACACUGAUCUCAAGUGUUCUAAGGUUGAUAAUUUAUAUGUUUUCAUUUCUCUGUAAAGAUAAUUGUUAUCAUAAUAUAAGAACUUAGGCUAAAAUAAUUUUCAUCAUUUUCACUCACAUUUGCUUUAAAAACAAUAGAUAAUUAAAUUUCUUUUUGUCUCAAAAUGUGUAGUCAAGAAAUCCGGAGAUCUUUCAUAUAUGAUGUAGAUAUAUGUACGAGUAUAUUUACCGAUGUAAUAAAUAGGGAUUAUAUUACAGUAAACAGACUCUGUUUUCACUUGUGUAACUUUAUUUACAUUACAACCUUUAUGGCCUUUGUCAAAAUAUUUUUUUAGUAAAAUCAUAAUAUUAUGUUGUGCUUAGUGCAUAUAUUUCGGGGUUCAAAACUUGUCUUGCAAAUGUAGAAUAUCAAAACUUCAAAUUUUAUAAAUUGUGAUACAGAUAUGCAAGUGACAAUAGAGUCUGUUAAAUGUGUGUAAGGUUUUAUCAUUUGUUACUUCUUUCACUCUACAAACAAGCUUAUUAUUCAAUCAUUGUUUCAUAUAUAAGUCAGAAGUACAGUUCAUUUAGGAUAAUAUGACAGUUCAUAUGUCAGGGUUUCUAUAAAUAGUAAUAAGUUUUAUGUUUGUGUAAGUUUGUCAGAUUAAAAACUUGUAUCAUACUAAUGUUGUCAUAGUGACAGGCAAUGGAGUGCUGGAAGUGAUUUAUUUAUACAGUUUCUUUUGUCUUUGUUAUUAAUUUAAGUAAACAACUUACAUUACUGUAAAACUUUAAUUGACAACUUACUAUGAAACUCAACAAAGAUUUAUUUUAAUUACUGUUUACCUGAUAACAGUUUGAAUAAAAAAUAAACAAGAAGAUGUCUGAAUUGUGAAACUUUAUUAGAAAGAAAUUAAGUGCCGAAAGAACUAAAAUUAUAUAAAAAAUAUACAUAUUUUUAAAAAUUUUGUUUUAACGCCAUACAUGAAACCGUACCAACAAGCAAUGGCGUACUAUUUUUGUAAUUCUUAUUUAAUUUUCACCAUUUAAGGUAGUUAAAAAUAGAUUUGAAGUUCCUCUUUCACAUCUUUAUUUAUUUUUCACAACAUUACUGUCAUAGUAUCCAAGAUGUACUGUAUGAAUGUAUGUUAUGUUAACAUGCAUAUUCUGAAGAAAUUAAAACAUCAAACAUUGCAUUUAUUUAUUUUUAAAAUAAAUCAUUAUUAUAAGAUGUAUCAUUUUAUAAUUUCAUUUUUUUUUAAAUAUCUGAUUUAGCUUUAAUAUGAAGUUUUUAAAUAUGAAGGUUUUAUCUAUUUAGAGUAUCUUUUUAAAGAUUUUAAAAGUUUUUUUUUAUCAUUUUCUUAAACAUCUUGGUUUAUUGUAAUCUUAUUGGUAUUUUGAAACUGGUUUUGUUUAGAUUUUCUUUGAUCAAUCAGUUAAUCUGAUAAAAUAUGUGAGUAUGCACACAAAUUAAUGCCUUGUACCGUUCUCACAGAAUCAAAGUGUAUAUAAGCUCAAUUUCCAGGAUAUUUUAGUCAUUUUUUUUAUUGUAAAUAAGAUUUUAUACUUGUUACUUUCAUGUGAAGUCCCACCUUCAUUUUAUGUAGAAAAUGUUUGAUUAGAAUAGUAGUUUUACAAACAUACUUAAAAAGUCAAAUUUCUAAAAAAAUUAUGUCAAAAGAUGAGAUCACGUUGAAGUAGCAACUACAUGUGUAUAUUUUCUUGGUAUUACAAACUACUACAUCCAGUGAUCAUUUAUGGUAGCAGUCUCGGGCAUCAUGAUUUACCUGAAGUUUAACCAGUUAUGGUAGCACUCUUGAAGUGUGUUUAACCUAAAGUUUAGCCCAUUAUGGCAACACAUCUGCCAGUUAUGUCAGUGUUGCAUGAAACACUCAGUGCGCUAGUUUUACUGUUUUGUUGUUUUAUUUGAGGCUUUAAAUGUUGCUUUGGGUAAAGAGAUAGAUUUUAAACAUGUACAUUCAAAUGCUAAUAAUAAUCUGAAAAAUUGAAAUAUGCCAAGUAUAUAAUAUUAUUAUGAAAGUGAUGUUUAAAUGCUGUUGAGAAUAUACCGGUAAAGAACUGAAAAUGUUACGGCAUACAUGUUAGUAUUAUUUCAAAAAGUCAUCAUUUACUCUGCUGCAUAUACUUCUGUAGGAAUAGUUACAGUUUUAUUAUGCACACAAUAGACCAAAUUUCUAACUUACACUUAGCCAAAGAAUUGCAAAAAUAUGUAUAACUAUGAUAGGUUAAUACUACUGAAAGUAAGUUAUGUUGCUAACUAGUGUAAUGUAUGUAUGUGGUAUAGUAAAGGGAGGUAAAUGUUACUACACACAUGUUGUGCCUUUAUAAUGUCCCUCUUCAAAGGUUUUUGUAGAUGUUUGUCGGAUGUUCAGUCUGUCGUUCGAUUGAUAGACCACUUCACUUGAGAAUCACAAGUCCAAGAGCCUUCACAAGAAGGUUGCCAAUAUUUAGUAGAAAACCUAUAGUUUUUGGGCUCUGUAAUAUCUAAGGUGAGAAGCACACAGUUUCCUUGCAUGUGAAAACUGUUCUUCGAGUCUAUUUGAUAUACUUUAACCUUCAUAGGUUUGCCUUUAUUUAUUGGAAGACCCAUUUUACUUUUAUGGUCAUGAAAUAUGUCCUGAUUUUAUAAAAAAAAAAAACGAGAAGAAAAUACUGAAAUAAAACAACUCUGCUAUAUAAGGAACUGUUGAUAUCAAACAAGCUGAAUGCAAGUGUGUUGUUUGCUUUUACAGCUAUCGCAUUAGAUUUUUAAGAUAUAGGACUGGAUUGUUUUGUUUUAAGACUUGUGGUAGGACUGGAUUGUUUUGUUUUAGGACUCGUAGAUUUAUAGCCAUCCAAGUCUUUAGACCAAUGAUGUUAAAGUUGUAAAAAAUCGUGAGUUAUCUCUGCUCAUUCUAGUGGUUGUGGUCGGCGGUGGCAUACAUGUCAGUCUGACAUCCCUGUUAUUGAAACCAUCAUUUCAAAAACCAUUAAUCAUUAUAUUUUCUAUCAAUUAUUUGUUGUGUGUUAAUUUAUUGUACACAUUCCACAAGAACUUACAUUCUUUAUUUUAGCGUUGUGCAUUGUGAUAUAUAUUAUAUAAUAUUUGUGAUGUGUUUAUUGCAUAUUUUAAAGAAAUUUUAAGGAAAAUUUUACCAUAUACCAUAUUUUGAGUAUGUAUUUUCAUGUUAGAAGUUAAUUAUGUUCUUUAGUUACAUAUUUUUACAAUAACGUAUCAUUCUUUAUGAAACAAAAAUCAUUGAAUCUUUUAAGAUGGAUCAAUACUUCUACAGUUGUAUGUAAUUUUUAAAUUUUAUUUAAAAAAAGUAAAAUAUGAUAAGACCAUUUUUGCAGCCAAAAUACUGUUGUAUUGGAUGUCUGUCGUAAUAUACACAUAUUAAGUGAAAUAUAAAACAUACAUGUAAUUUAAACCAUUCAGUGAAACAGUCGUCCUAUGUAGGCAAUUUUUGUAUUUGUCAAAAAGCUAUUUGGGUGUGUUUCAUAUCUAUUACCUGGUAUUUAAUAGACCUUCAGCUUUGUAAAAGAAAAAUAUAUACCGGUAUACAGUUUAUACUUUUAAGAAGGUAGAAAAUUUUAUCAUUGUGUUGUUUUGUCAAAGGAUCAGUUAGUUUCAUUUAAUUUGUCUUGAAUCAGUAAGUUUGGGAUAGUUUGCCUAUAAAGAGGAUUUAAUUAAAUUGAUUAUCAUUGUAUUAAAUACUGCAAUUUUGUUUUUUGUGAUGAACUAAAGCAAAACAAAACCUGUCAAUAAAAGUCAUAAUUUUACAGUU